This is a messenger RNA of Belonocnema kinseyi, 2789 nucleotides long. RefSeq names its product protein HID1. Bases 311 to 2644 code for a protein of 777 amino acids. The record is from RefSeq and is a predicted model, not a curated record. Gene Ontology annotation, cellular component: Golgi medial cisterna; membrane; Golgi trans cisterna. The transcript is spliced from 12 exons. Lineage: Eukaryota; Metazoa; Arthropoda; Insecta; Hymenoptera; Cynipidae.
GUCGAUGGGCUAGACUGUGUUUUCUUAGAUCAUGGUGGUUUGUGUCACUUAUGUCAAAUGUGGUAAAAUGUUCAUGUGUCACUCAUGUCACUUUAGUUCCAUUAGUUGUUGAUCGUGAAUUGUUGUUGACAUGAUUAAGCCCUAAAUAUGGUCAAAAAUCUCCACAGCAGAAUGACUAUCAGGCUAUCUUCUAGUUGCUACCUUAAUUAACGGAUGUCCUGAGGAAACUGCGUCCUUAUGGCCUAAACUAAACUUACUUAAGGCGGCUUCUUUUUUUGACAUUAAUAAAAAUAAUUUCCCUUCUUCCAAAAUGGGUAAUGCAGAUACUAAAUUGAAUUUCCGUAAAGCUGUUGUCCAGUUGACGUCUAAAACUCAGGAAAUCGAUGCAAAUGACGAUACUUUUUGGGAUCAGUUCUGGUGUGAAAAUGUUUCUAGUGUACAAGAUAUUUUCACAUUAAUACCAGCUUCCGAAAUCCGUGUUUUGAGAGAAGAAGCACCGUUAAAUUUGGGCAAUUUAUGCUAUAAAGCCGUAGAAAAAUUGGUGAAGGCCGUGGAUUGCAGUUGUCGUACGCAAGGAGAACAUCAAACGGUUUUAAAUUGCUGUCGACUGUUGACUCGUGUGUUACCCUAUAUUUUUGAAGAUCCUGAUUGGAAAGGUUUUUUUUGGGAAAGCUUACCAGGAAAAGAAGAUGACCAAAGCAUGCCUUUGGCUCAUUCUUUGCUUAAUUCGCUUUGCGAUCUACUCUUCUGUCCUGAUUUUACAGUAGCCUUGAGCAAAAAAUUGGGACCUGAUAAAGCUGAAGAAUUACAAUCCGUUGACAGUUGUGAAUAUAUUUGGGAAGCUGGAGUGGGAUUUGCACAUUCACCUCCCAGGUGUCCAUUACUAGAUUCCAAUAGAACAGAAUUACUGAAGCUGAUUUUAACAUGUUUUAGUGAAACAAUGUACAGUCCACCGAUUGAUCUAUCAGUUGCACCGAAUAGGUGGAUUCAGUAUUUAACUGGUGCCGAAAAUAGACAUGCGUUACCCAUGUUUACAUCUCUAUUAAAUACAGUUUGUGCAUAUGAUCCUGUGGGUCUUGGAGUGCCAUAUAAUCAUCUUUUAUUUACGGAUUCCUUGGAACCUUUGGUCGAUGUCGCGUUACAGAUUUUAAUAGUAACCCUCGAUCAUGAUACGAACAGCAGAGUUCAUAUGGAAGAAGGUGCAAUCGGAGAUAAUCUUUUCAUAAAUUAUCUGAGUCGCAUACAUCGAGAUGAAGAUUUUCAAUUUGUUCUAAAAGGAAUCACAAGACUUUUGAACAAUCCACUUAUGCAAACCUAUCUACCAAAUUCGACAAAAAAAGUUCACUUUCACCAAGAAUUGUUGGUUCUUUUUUGGAAAAUGUGUGACUACAAUAAAAAAUUUUUGUACUAUGUCCUCAAAAGUUCGGAUGUUUUGGAGGUCUUGGUCCCCAUAUUGUAUCAUCUGAAUGAUUCGAGGGCUGAUCAGUCUCGCGUCGGAUUGAUGCACAUCGGAGUAUUUAUUCUCCUUCUUUUAAGUGGAGAACGCAAUUUUGGAGUACGAUUGAAUAAGCCCUACACAGCUACUGUUCCAAUGGACAUUCCAGUUUUCACAGGCACGCACGCAGAUCUUCUAGUCACAGUUUUUCAUAAAAUUAUCACAACUGGACAUCAAAGACUACAACCCUUGUUCGAUUGUCUAUUAACUAUUCUAGUCAAUGUUUCACCUUAUUUAAAAACAUUAUCGAUGGUUGCAAGCACCAAAUUACUUCAUUUACUCGAAGCAUUUAGUACACCCUGGUUCCUCUUCUCUGCUCCCACGAAUCACCAUUUAGUCUUCUUUCUGCUCGAAAUUUUCAAUAACAUUAUACAGUAUCAGUUUGAUGGCAAUAGUAACUUGGUCUACACAAUAAUACGCAAAAGGCAAGUUUUCCAUGCUUUAGCAAAUCUCCCAACUGAUUGUAAUACGAUUACAAAGUCUCUAAAUAAAAGACAACGCAGAUACGUAGCCAACAGCACCUCGAGCGAAAACAUUAGCGAAGCCGCAAUGGAAGGUUCUCGCCCUGCUCAGCCUGCAGAACCUGGUACUCUAAAGGCAACAUUGUUAGAAACACCAGGUAUUGAAAAUAUGACAGAAAAAGAGUCUGCCCAUCCUCUGAGUCCCUCUGUGGAUGUUGAUAGUUCUGAAGAAAUAAGUCGCCGAGACUCAAAAACCCUCUCUGAAGAAUCGUCUAGUUUCUGCAAAACUAACUUUAUCGUAUCAAAAGGAGGAAUCAGAAUUGGAGAGCAUUCAAGUCUAGAUGUAAAUCAGUGGAUUCCAUCAGUUGAAUGGGUCUGCCAAUGGAAAAACAAGCUACCACUCCAAACCAUAAUGCGUUUGCUGCAAGUUCUUGUACCACAAGUUGAAAAAAUUUGCAUUGACAAAGGAUUAACGGACGAGAGUGAAAUUUUGAAAUUCUUACAACACGGAACGCUAGUUGGAUUGCUACCUGUUCCUCAUCCUAUUCUUAUCAGAAGGUAUCAAGCGAACGCCGGUACAACUGCAUGGUUCAGGACUUACAUGUGGGGUGUUAUUUAUCUCAGAAAUGUAGAACCACCAAUUUGGUAUGAUACUGAUGUAAAACUAUUCGAGAUACAGAGAGUGUAAACUUUUGACUAGAGGGAUUCUUAUUUCACAAAGGUUUAAGGCUAUGUGAAGAGAGGGUACCGUGACCAAACCUGGUCUUCGAUAUUUCUUUCCCAACUUAUGUCCGCACAGAAUGAGAUAUCGUGUUAAAAAUUUGGCACGAUAA